GGCGCGGGCUACGCCGAAUAAGUGUUUACCGAUCAAUUCGCGAUUGCUGCUUAAUAAACAAUUCCGUCUCGACUAGGUCUUAGAACCAGCAAGUGACUCAUAUAUCGCUCACCAGCUUCACUAUUUAGACAGCCCGUAUGUACAUGGGCCCGUUCUAUCUGUCAUUGAAGCCUUGUUGGCAUACUUCAUUUGUGUCUUCCGUCUUAGCGAUCCGCCCUUGAACGACACAUCGAUGGAGCUCCCCUACACCACCGUCGACGUCUUUACGGACAAGCCCUUUGAAGGCAACCCUCUAGCCAUUGUCACGAUCCCGGCCUCGACUGACCUGACACAAGAGCAGAAGCAGGCCAUUGCCAGAGAGUUCAACUACUCGGAGACGACGUUUGUGCACGAAGUCGACGACCCCGCAUCCACGGAGCGCCGCUUCGAUAUCUUCACACCGACCGCGGAGCUUCCCUUUGCAGGCCACCCCACCGUCGGCACGGCCAUCUUUCUCAAGUCCCGCGGCGUCAAGAAGCUGAUUGCGAAGGCCGGGCCCAUUGAGAUCGAAGAGACGGGGGCCGAGUCCGUACGGGCCGCCAUCCCGCACAACACCCAUCUUCACCAGAAGCGGCUGAAAGACCUCGGGCCCGGGCCCUACAGCAAUGCGACGGCAGAACUUGCCGCUGCAGAGGCCGAAGCGCCUGUUUUUAGCAUUGUAAACGGCAUGACGUUUGCUCUUAUUGAGCUGCCCUCGCUGGCAUCGUUGGCGUGGGCCAAGAUUGGGCCCAUGGAGUUUCGGCAGCAGGAGCUUCUGGACGAAGGGUGGCGCAAGACGUUUAUUUCGCGAUACUACUUUGUGCGGCUUGGAGCUGAGACGAUUGACGGGCGUGUCGUGCACAAGAUCAGAACCCGUUUGAUCGAGCCUGAUCUGGAGGAUCCUGCAACGGGCAGCGCUGCCUGCGCUCUCUCGAGCUACCUGAGUUUGCACGAGCUGUCUGAAGAUUCCCUCAGCUUCGAGAUCACGCAAGGAGUCGAGAUGGGUCGAAAGAGCAACAUUUACGUUGACGCGAAGCUUGGACGUGGCGAGAACGGUGCACGAAAGCUGGAGACGCUGCACCUUGGAGGCAAGGCCACAAAGGUCAUGAGUGGCACCAUCUUUUUGAAGUCAUGAACAGUUGGAGUGACAUACACAAGACGGCCAUCAGCGUUUAUGAACAAUGUAUAUGAAUUUUUACAAGAAGUGCAGCCGGUAUCUGUCUCACACAGAUAACCCGACUGUGAUCCCUUUACCUCAAAGGUUGAUGUUCAAGCCGAGAGUGUUGUUGAACGUGACGGUACCCCAGUAAGGCUCCUGGCCGGCAUUUCCCACAUUGACGUAGGUGCUCUCGGAGAAGACGCCCUGCUUGGAGAGCGCGAGGAGCCAG
Molecule: messenger RNA, 1406 nt
Organism: Colletotrichum acutatum
Lineage: Eukaryota; Fungi; Ascomycota; Sordariomycetes; Glomerellales; Glomerellaceae
Product: phenazine biosynthesis-like protein
Exons: 1
Coding region: 233-1153 (306 amino acids)
Biological process (GO): biosynthetic process
Cellular component (GO): cytoplasm
Molecular function (GO): isomerase activity
Source: RefSeq, a predicted model, not a curated record